Antechinus flavipes (yellow-footed antechinus) is the source of this 639-nucleotide messenger RNA. Its product is annotated as olfactory receptor 1019-like. The transcript has a single exon. The record is from RefSeq and is a predicted model, not a curated record. NCBI's taxonomy places the organism in Eukaryota, Metazoa, Chordata, Mammalia, Dasyuromorphia, Dasyuridae. Bases 1 to 639 code for a protein of 212 amino acids. Gene Ontology annotation, molecular function: G protein-coupled receptor activity; olfactory receptor activity; odorant binding. Gene Ontology annotation, biological process: G protein-coupled receptor signaling pathway; sensory perception of smell. Gene Ontology annotation, cellular component: membrane.
AUGACACAGUUGGGCUUGUUCAUUGUCUUGGCCACAGCAGAACUUUACCUGUUGGCCUCCAUGGCUUAUGACCGCUAUGUUGCCAUCUGUAAACCACUGCUUUACCCUGUACUCAUGUCCUCUAGGGCCUGUACUUCCUUUGUGGUUGCUUGCUAUACUGCUGGGAUCAUCAAUUCUCUGACAGUUACGAGCUCCAUCUCGCAGCUCUCCUUCUGCAGGGCCAACAUGGUCAAAAGCUUCUUCUGUGACAUCCGCCCACUUCUGGCUCUGUCCUGCUCUGAUACCCAGAUCAGUAAUAUCCUGGUCUUUGCCUUUGGUGCCUUUAUCCAGAUGAGCUCACUACUUGUGAUUGUGGUCUCCUACAUUUUCAUCAUCACUGCCAUUAUGAGAAUCCGUCUAGCUGAGGGCAAACGUAAAGCUUUUUCCACCUGUGCCUCCCAUAUGGCUACUGUUAGUCUGUUCUACGGGACACUUAUAUUCAUAUAUUUACGGCCCACUUCCAACUCUGCUCCAAAUCAGGACCAAGUGGUUUCCAUCUUUUAUACAAUGGUCAUACCCAUGAUGAAUCCUAUUAUCUAUAGUCUGAGGAACCAGGAAGUCAAACAGGCACUGAAGAAGAUCCUAUAUAAGAUCCUAUAA